This is a messenger RNA of Ceratina calcarata, 1081 nucleotides long. RefSeq names its product spore wall protein 2-like. The record is from RefSeq and is a predicted model, not a curated record. The transcript has 3 exons. NCBI's taxonomy places the organism in Eukaryota, Metazoa, Arthropoda, Insecta, Hymenoptera, Apidae. Bases 365 to 1081 code for a protein of 238 amino acids.
AACACGAGGACGAAGCUCAUGAUUAACAAAGUGCCUAUAAGAUUGUAUCAAAUAAAUGGAAUUAAAUACUCUCUAUUUUCAAUUAUACAAUUUUAAAUCCAUUAUUCUGUAGAAACCUAAAAUACCAUUUUUCGUUUCCGAUUAAAAACGUAUCGAAUUUCCAGUUAUACAACUACUGCGCUGCGCUAUAUAUUACGUAUGAAAAUCCUGCGAAACAUUCAGAAGUUGGAAAUCGUUGCGAAAUCCCUUGAAUCUGUCGCGACGUCUCCCUUCUGCCGGUACGAAAAUUUCUGCGGAAGUGGGAGGAAUCGGAUAAAGCAGCCUCUACUGAAGUUUACACAACAAACGAUCGGCAUCGAUACCGAUGAAUCUGGUUGAAUAUUUGGGAGGCAUGUGGCAAGAAUCGAUCCUUGCACUGCUGCUCCUCGCUUGUUGCGGUUCGCUCGAGGCUCGCGCCGAGGAUGACGUCGUCACCGUCGAAUCGCUGCGUCGAGACGUCCGAGCACCGUUCGCCACCGAGGUCGACGAUUUGCUCGGCGCGGGAAACUCCCCUGGGACGCAGCAAGCAAAUAAAAAGGAGAACGCGUCCGGCAAAUCAGACGAGGGAGGAUACUACAAGACGUACGGGAGCGACGCCGAGGGUGAGAAGGGUUACUUGAAGGCAACCUACGGCAAGGGCAAUCACGGUUAUAAGACCCUCGACACCUUCCACAAGCAGGACGGCGACAAGUACGCGUUCGAGGAGCACACCGCCUACGGCAAAGCGCGCGGUGACAAGAAAAGUAGCCACAACGACGAGGCUGGAUCUCGUUCCGAGAAACACGGUGAUCACGAGGGCGCAGGUACCAUCGUCGAUACCCAUUAUGCAGCCGAUGAGGGUGAACAUUAUGACGGCGCUGAAGCGGACGAUCACGACAGCUAUACUCACGCAGGCGGCGAUCACUAUACGGGUCAUGGACCAGAAUCUUCGAGCCAGGGACACAGCGAGAGUUACAGCGACGGCGACGGCAGUUCUUACAGCAGCCACAGCUCGUACUCGAAGAGCUCUGGCGACGAAGACGGCGGAGGCCAUUACUAUUAA